GAGGACGACAGGACCUUUCCAUGCUUUCUCCCCACCCGUAACGCACGAUAAGAUACAUUGAACCCAAACAAUGUAUAGCAAAACCGUUCAAGGGGAUCUCCCUACCACUGAGCUUGCUCGUUGGCGUCUCAAGACAGAGGAUGGCCGUCAAACAUGGCAUUACCUUAAGACUGACGAGGAAGUUGCUGCAUGGCCUCAGUCUGUUGCCGAUAAGUACCAUCUCGGUCUCCCAACUGACCUCCCCAUAUUACCAACACCGGGUACACCCUUGGAUGCUGCACGAAAUGGCCUGUCAUUUUUCUCCAAGCUUCAACUCUCCGAGGGGCAAUGGGCAUGUGAAUACGGUGGCCCAAUGUUUCUUCUACCAGCAACUAUGAUUGCCUACUUUGUUACUAAUAGCGAAAUCCCGGAAGAGUGGAGGAUUGAAAUACAACGCUAUCUUGCUGCUCGGGCACACCCCGAGGAUGGAGGUUGGGGAUUACACAUUGAGGGCGAAUCAACUGUUUUUGGUACCGCUCUCAACUACGUGGUUCUUCGUAUCGUUGGGAUGUCACCAGAUCACCCCGUUUGUAUCAGGGCACGGAAGACACUUCAUUCUCUUGGAGGAGCCUUGCAAUCUCCACUGUGGGGGAAGGUCAUGCUAUCGUUGAUGGGAUGCUACAGGUGGGAGGGUGUGAAUCCAAUCCCACCAGAGUUGUGGCUACUGCCGAAUUGGGUGCCAUUUCAUCCCUGGAGGUGGUGGGUACAUAAUCGGCAAGUCUUCUUGGCUAUGUCCUAUCUCUACUCGUUGAAGAAGGCUCGGCCUGUUGAUGAUAUUACAAUCGCCCUCCGGAAAGAAUUGUAUGUUGAAUCCUAUGAUUCGAUUGAUUUCUCCCUACACAGGAACACGGUUGCCCCGAAGGACAUCUACCAUCCGCACACUAAGGCUUUGGAUGCGUUGAAUGAGAUCUUGGCGGUAUGGGGGAAAUGGAUUUGCCCCAGCAAACUGCAGGAGAUUGCUCGUAAUCACGUCUACAAACUCAUCAAGCUUGAGGACGAGAAUUCUGACUAUUGCUGCCUCGGGCCUGUGAACAAUCCCCUGAACUUUGUCGCGCGUUACUUCACAGAAGGCGAGAGCCAUGCUGUAAAUAUGCACCGGGAGACAAUUAAGGACUUUUUAUGGAUGAAGAACGAAGGGAUGUUGGCCAACGGUACUGAUGGCGUACAAUGUUGGGAUACAAGCUUUCUCAUUCAGGGUGUUAUCGAAUGCGGGUUCGGUGAAGAUCCCCAGUAUAGGGAUAUGCUUAUCAAGGCAUUGCAGUUUCUCGAUACUCAGCAAAUUAGGGAGGAGCCGAAGGAGAAGGAUUUCUCUUAUCGCCAGCAACGUAAAGGCGCCUGGCCAUUUAGUAAGAGGGCGCAAGGAUACACUGUCUGUGAUACCACCGCCGAGGGACUUAAAUCAGUUCUUCUACUUCAGGACGUCCCCGGUAUGCCAAAGUUGGUCUCUGACGAGCGCCUUCAAGAUAGUGUCGAAGUCCUUCUCACCAUGCAGAAUGCCAAUGGCGGAUUCGCCAGCUACGAACUUAUCCGUGCUGGCCCAUGGCUGGAAUCCCUCAAUGCUGCCGAAGUAUUCGGCCGUAUCAUGGUGGAAUAUCCGUAUCCUGAAUGCUCGACCGCAACCAUUAUGGGUCUUCAGCAGUUCGUCAAGACCUACCCCAAUCAUCCACGAAGGACGAGGAUUGAGAAUGUUGUUGGACGGACCGUCCAGUACAUCAAGAAGGCCCAGGAACCGGAUGGAAGUUGGUACGGGAGCUGGGGUAUUUGUUUCACGUAUGCCACUAUGUUUGCCACCGAGGCCUUGAAGAGCACAGGCGAAACCUACGAGAACAGCCCGACGAUGAGAAAAGCGGUUGAAUUCCUGUUGAGCAAGCAACGAGAUGAUGGGGGGUGGGGCGAGAGCUACAAGAGCUGUGAGACCGGUAUCUAUACCGAGCAUAAGGAGACCCAAGUUGUGAAUACUGCUUGGGCAGUGAUUGCUUUGAUGAACGCUGGAUACAAGGAGCGUGGGCCAAUUGAAAGGGGAAUCAAGUUGAUCAUGCGACGCCAACAACCGAAUGGCGAAUGGCUGCAAGAGGCGAUUGAAGGUGUUUUUAACAAGAGCUGUAUGAUCUCGUACCCGAACUAUAAAUUUACGUUCACUAUCAAAGCGCUUGGAAUUUAUGCUAGGAUCUUUGGCAAUGAGGUUUGUUAGGCGAGCAGCUGCGAGAUGCCAGCAAGAUAGUUUGGGAAAACAGCUGAAUCUAAUGGUUUAAUGGUGUUUGAAGGCUAUACCUCAGGGCUUGUAUGAUUUAUAUAGAUUAGCUAUUUCGCGAAGGCUUAACUUGCAAAGGAUAGAUUUUACCUUA
Tuber melanosporum (Perigord truffle) is the source of this 2384-nucleotide messenger RNA. RefSeq lists its product as uncharacterized. NCBI's taxonomy places the organism in Eukaryota, Fungi, Ascomycota, Pezizomycetes, Pezizales, Tuberaceae. Gene Ontology annotation, biological process: ergosterol biosynthetic process; triterpenoid biosynthetic process. The coding region runs from base 71 to 2230 and encodes 719 amino acids. The transcript is spliced from 6 exons. The record is from RefSeq and is a predicted model, not a curated record. Gene Ontology annotation, molecular function: lanosterol synthase activity. Gene Ontology annotation, cellular component: lipid droplet.